AUUAUAACCUAUUUUGACUACGGCUUAUAAAUUCAAUAUUCAUAACUAUUAUUGUUAAUUUUUGUAAACUAAAUGAAUGAUUAGACAGGUAUGCGAAGAAGUCCAACAAUUGAAUCACCAAUGAUUCCCGACAGUAAAGAUCGGAUGGACAACCGAGGAAGUUCCUCGGAGACAAACUGUUUGGCUGUGGAUGUAGAUAUUGGGCUCUCAGACAGGGACAUACGGACAAUUCAAAAGCAGCAAUCGAAAACGUCAAAUAAAAACGACGGACCUACUGCGCCAGGGAUAAAAAAGAUGUCUUUAGCCUGCAUGCAAGCAAGCGCCGAAAGACUCUCGAAAAAUUUUGAGCGCAAAAUGUCAAAGCCAAUAAUAAAGAAGGAAAGCAAAGUGAAUGUCAAUGACAAGCAAAUAAAAAAAGUGCCGAACAUGACUUCUGCAACAGUGCCACGUCGUAGUGUGUUUGAGGUGACAAAAACGAGAUUAUUGGUCCCCUUGACUCCAGAACCUGCACGGCUGAAACAUCAAUGUAUUCAUGAAAAUACAGUUACAGUUAGCUAUAUGCCUGUCUAA
Acyrthosiphon pisum (pea aphid) is the source of this 570-nucleotide messenger RNA. RefSeq lists its product as uncharacterized. NCBI's taxonomy places the organism in Eukaryota, Metazoa, Arthropoda, Insecta, Hemiptera, Aphididae. The coding region runs from base 91 to 570 and encodes 159 amino acids. The transcript has 4 exons. The record is from RefSeq and is a predicted model, not a curated record.